GGGGUGAGUGCUUGGUGAGCAAGCACCAAUGAGGCCACUUUUUCAUCUGUAUAAAACUUUUCAGGAGAGUUUGCUGUGUUGCACUUUCUGUCAGUCCAGGGCUCCGAAAGGAGAGCAACAGCCCAGAGAGAGAGAUAGAGAGAGAGAGAGGAGGUAGAGAGAGAGUAAGUUUGAACGCAGGGGGUUGCCAGUUUUUAAACCCUAAUCCCACACUUCAAGAAAGUGCCUCAACGUUUCAGCAAGGAUGGAGAACGCACACAUGAAAGAGUCACCAGAGGUUCUCUCCUACUUUGGUGUCACUGAAGAAACCGGCCUUUCACCUGAGCAGUUCAAGAAGAACCUGGAAAAGUAUGGCUACAACGAGCUGCCAGCGGAGGAGGGAAAGACCAUCUGGGAGUUGGUGGUGGAACAGUUCGAGGACCUGUUGGUCAGAAUCUUACUGCUGGCUGCCUGCAUCUCUUUUGUACUGGCUUUGUUUGAGGAAGGUGAGGAGACCGUCACUGCCUUUGUGGAGCCCUUAGUCAUCCUCCUCAUCCUCAUUGCAAAUGCUAUCGUUGGAGUGUGGCAGGAGCGCAAUGCAGAGAGUGCCAUUGAGGCUCUGAAGGAAUACGAGCCUGAGAUGGGGAAAGUUUACCGGUCGGACAGGAAGAGCGUGCAGAGAAUCAAGGCCAGGGAGAUUGUUCCUGGUGAUGUGGUGGAGGUUUCCGUUGGUGACAAAGUGCCAGCUGACAUCAGGCUUAUCUCCAUCAAAUCUACAACCCUGCGUGUGGACCAGUCCAUUCUUACUGGUGAGUCUGUCAGUGUGAUUAAACACACUGAUGCCGUCCCAGACCCCCGAGCUGUCAACCAGGACAAGAAGAACAUGCUGUUCUCUGGAACCAACAUCGCUGCAGGAAGAGCCACUGGUAUUGCUGUUGCAACUGGUGUCUCCACUGAGAUCGGUAAGAUUCGUGACCAGAUGGCUGCCACUGAGCAGGAGAAGACCCCUCUGCAGCAGAAACUGGACGAGUUUGGAGAGCAGCUCUCCAAGGUCAUCUCCCUCAUCUGUGUGGCUGUGUGGAUGAUCAACAUUGGCCAUUUCAAUGACCCCGUCCACGGAGGCUCCUGGAUCCGCGGUGCUGUCUACUAUUUCAAGAUUGCUGUGGCUCUGGCUGUGGCUGCCAUCCCUGAAGGUCUGCCUGCUGUCAUCACUACCUGCCUGGCUCUGGGAACCCGCCGCAUGGCCAAGAAGAACGCCAUCGUCAGAAGUCUGCCCUCAGUGGAGACCCUGGGCUGCACCUCGGUCAUCUGCUCUGACAAGACCGGUACCCUCACCACCAACCAGAUGUGUGUAACUAAGAUGUUCAUCAUUGAGAAAGUUGAUGGUGACAAUGUUUCUCUCAGCCAGUUUGACGUCUCAGGCUCAAAGUACACCCCCGAGGGAGAAGUUACAAAGAAUGGCUCAUUGACAAAGUGCGGACAGUAUGACGGACUGGUUGAGCUGGCUACCAUCUGCGCUCUUUGCAAUGACUCUUCCCUGGACUACAACGAGUCCAAGGGUAUUUAUGAAAAAGUGGGCGAGGCCACUGAAACAGCACUGUCCUGUUUGGUGGAGAAGAUGAACGUGUUCAACAGUGAAGUGCGUGGCCUGUCCAAGGUGGAAAGGGCAAAUGCUUGCUGUUCUGUGAUCAAGCAGCUGAUGAGGAAGGAGUUCACCCUGGAGUUCUCCAGAGACAGAAAGUCCAUGUCAGUUUACUGCUGUCCUGCCAAAUCUGCCAAAGCCCCUGUGGGAAACAAGAUGUUUAUCAAAGGUGCUCCAGAAGGUGUCAUUGAUCGUUGCACAUACGUCCGUGUGGGCACCACCCGUGUACCUCUGACUGACCCGAUCAAAGACCACAUCAUGUCAGUCAUCAAGGAGUGGGGCACUGGACGUGACACCCUCCGCUGUCUGGCACUGGCCACCCGCGACUCACCUCUAAGGAAGGAGGAGAUGAACCUGGUGGAUGCCACCAAGUUUAUAGACUAUGAGACUGACUUGACCUUUGUGGGCUGCGUUGGCAUGCUCGACCCUCCCCGUAAGGAAGUCAUGGGUUCCAUUGAGCUGUGCAGGGCUGCUGGCAUCCGUGUCAUCAUGAUCACUGGUGACAAUAAGGGCACAGCUGUGGCCAUCUGCCGUCGCAUUGGCAUCUUCACUGAGGAUGAGGAUGUCACUAACAGGGCCUUCACCGGUCGGGAGUUUGAUGACCUCUCUCUAUACGAUCAGAAGGUCGCUGUCAGAAAGGCCUGCUGCUUCGCCAGAGUGGAGCCAUCCCACAAGUCUAAGAUCGUUGAGCUACUGCAAGGCUUUGAUGAGAUCACCGCCAUGACUGGUGACGGAGUGAACGAUGCCCCCGCCUUGAAGAAGGCGGAGAUUGGCAUCGCCAUGGGCUCUGGCACUGCCGUUGCCAAUGUCUGUGCUGGUCACCAU
This is a messenger RNA of Etheostoma spectabile (orangethroat darter), 2446 nucleotides long. It is a transcript of the gene atp2a1, whose product is annotated as ATPase sarcoplasmic/endoplasmic reticulum Ca2+ transporting 1. NCBI's taxonomy places the organism in Eukaryota, Metazoa, Chordata, Actinopteri, Perciformes, Percidae. Gene Ontology annotation, molecular function: ATP hydrolysis activity; P-type calcium transporter activity; ATP binding. Gene Ontology annotation, cellular component: membrane. The record is from RefSeq and is a predicted model, not a curated record. Gene Ontology annotation, biological process: calcium ion transport.